AUGCAAGAAAAGUUCCCAGCAGAGAGCUCUGCUAUGGCUGCGGCCCGACCAGUUGGCAGUCAAGCUAGCCCAGCUAGCAUUGAGGAUGAGGAGGGUGAGGAGGGCAAGGAGAAUGAGAACGCAGAUGAGAAGGAUGAGAAUGUGGAUGAGGACGUAGAUGAGUACGAGGAUGAGGACGAGGAUGAGGAUCAUCCAGAGAUGGGAAAUGAAGUCCCAGAGUCCCAGGCCACCCGCCAUGCUGAAGUCAUGGGAGUGUUGAAGCAGAUACUUCAGAAGAUGUGCGAUAUUGAAGAGGAAUUAAAAAAAACAAGAAAAUAA
Messenger RNA from Phycomyces blakesleeanus NRRL 1555(-), 318 nucleotides. RefSeq lists its product as hypothetical. The record is from RefSeq and is a predicted model, not a curated record. The transcript has a single exon. Lineage: Eukaryota; Fungi; Mucoromycota; Mucoromycetes; Mucorales; Phycomycetaceae. The coding region runs from base 1 to 318 and encodes 105 amino acids.